ACCAAAAUUUCUUAAGUUAUUUAACUUCUCCCACAUUAUACGACGUCGUCGUCUUCUUGUUCUUCUUCUCUGCUCUUUUCUUUCUUUUCUUAGUCUGAUUUUGAUUCCAUUAUCACAUCACAAUGUGUGGUAUUCUUGCUGUUCUUGGUUGUUCUGAUGACUCUCGAGCCAAAAGGGUUCGCGUCCUAGAGCUCUCUCGCAGAUUGAAGCACCGUGGGCCUGACUGGAGUGGGCUCCAUCAACAUGGUGAUUGCUUUUUGGCGCAUCAGCGUUUAGCCAUAGUAGAUCCAGCUUCUGGGGAUCAGCCUCUCUUCAACGAGGACAAAUCCGUCAUUGUCACGGUAAAUGGAGAGAUUUACAACCAUGAAGAACUCAGGAGACAGCUUCCUAAUCACCAGUUCCGAACUGGAAGUGACUGUGAUGUUAUAGCACACUUGUACGAGGAACAUGGAGAAGACUUUGUAGACAUGCUGGAUGGUAUCUUCUCGUUUGUUCUUCUGGAUACCCGUGACAACAGUUUUAUAGUGGCUCGAGAUGCUAUAGGGGUCACUUCCCUGUACAUUGGUUGGGGAUUAGAUGGCUCUGUUUGGAUUUCGUCUGAAAUGAAAGGCUUGAACGAUGAUUGUGAACAUUUUGAGUGUUUUCCACCUGGUCACUUGUACUCGAGCAAAGAGAGAGGGUUUCGCCGAUGGUACAAUCCUCCUUGGUUCUCUGAGGCUAUUCCAUCUGCUCCUUACGACCCUCUAGCUUUGAGACGUGCCUUUGAGCAGGCUGUCAUAAAAAGGUUGAUGACUGAUGUGCCUUUUGGUGUUCUACUUUCUGGAGGUCUGGACUCUUCAUUGGUGGCAUCCAUCACUUCUCGCUACUUGGCUAACACGAAGGCUGCUGAACAGUGGGGAUCAAAGUUACAUUCUUUCUGUGUAGGACUUGAGGGCUCACCAGAUUUAAAGGCUGCAAAAGAGGUUGCUGACUAUCUUGGCACUGUCCACCAUGAGUUUCACUUCACUGUUCAGGAUGGAAUAGAUGCCAUUGAGGAUGUUAUAUACCAUAUUGAAACAUAUGAUGUGACCACAAUUAGAGCAAGCACGCCCAUGUUUCUUAUGUCUCGGAAGAUUAAAUCACUAGGUGUGAAAUGGGUUAUCUCAGGAGAAGGAUCAGAUGAGAUCUUUGGAGGGUAUCUGUACUUCCACAAGGCACCCAACAAGGAGGAGUUUCACAGAGAAACAUGCCGCAAGAUCAAAGCACUCCACCAAUAUGACUGCUUGAGAGCAAAUAAAUCAACAUUUGCUUGGGGUCUAGAAGCCCGAGUACCGUUUUUGGACAAGGCGUUUAUCGAUGCUGCAAUGAACAUUGACCCCGAGUAUAAAAUGAUAAAAAGAGAUGAAGGACGAAUUGAGAAGUGGAUUCUGAGGAGAGCCUUUGAUGAUGAAGAACAUCCAUAUCUGCCAAAGCACAUAUUAUACAGGCAGAAAGAACAAUUCAGUGAUGGAGUAGGGUAUAGUUGGAUUGAUGGCCUCAAGGCUCAUGCUGCAAAACAUGUGACUGACAGAAUGAUGUUGAAUGCUGGUAACAUCUACCCCCACAACACCCCAAUAACGAAGGAAGCAUACUACUAUAGAAUGAUCUUUGAGAGGUUUUUCCCUCAGAACUCAGCAAGGCUGACUGUUCCUGGAGGAGCAAGUGUUGCAUGCAGCACGGCGAAAGCUGUUGAGUGGGAUGCUGCUUGGUCUGGCAACCUUGACCCUUCUGGUAGAGCAGCACUUGGAGUGCACAUCUCAGCUUAUGACAAGCAGAACAAUUUAGCCAACAAAGGUGUAGAAAUUGAGAAGAUUAUACCUAUGGAUGCUGCUCCUCUUGGAGUUACCAUCCAGGGCUAGUAUAUAUCAAGCUCUGUGACUCAGAAUAAUUGGCGAGAAUGAAGAUGAUUAAGCUAAACACUAUGAAAAAAUCGCCUGCUGUGUGAUUUCAUCUUGGCAAAGCUUUAUAUAUAUGUAUGUAUAUAUAUAAGGCUUUCUACAAGAAGUGUUCAAUGUAGUAUUACCUUCAAUUCUGUGAUUUUAACUCUUAAUAAGAGUGUUUCUUUUGUUAAAUAUAAAUGCAAAAUUCAUUAUCUCAUC
Molecule: messenger RNA, 2117 nt
Organism: Vigna umbellata (rice bean)
Lineage: Eukaryota; Viridiplantae; Streptophyta; Magnoliopsida; Fabales; Fabaceae
Product: asparagine synthetase [glutamine-hydrolyzing] 1
Cellular component (GO): cytosol
Molecular function (GO): asparagine synthase (glutamine-hydrolyzing) activity
Source: RefSeq, a predicted model, not a curated record